AUGGCACUUCUCGGCGACGACGGUCGUGGCUUCGAUCUGGCGAGGAGACUAGAGGUUUCCGGCGUGUGGCGUACAUGGCUCGGCGAUUCUAUUUACUUGUCCUUCCACCAUUACCUUUCCUCUCCUUCUUCUUGGGAAGCUUUUAUGCGCGUUGAUGAUUCCAAGUCUAGGUCUCAGAUUCAGCUCCAGCUCCGCGUUCGCGCCCUUCUAUUUGACAAGGCAACCGUCUCCCUCUUCCUCCGAUCCAACACAAUCGCCGCUUCAUCAUCUUCCGUUCCCGCUUCCGAUGUUUCUUCCAUCGCGGUGUCUAAGCUCAAUCCUAACUAUUUAAAGCUUCACGGAGAUGAUGUGUACUAUACUCUGGAGAACGCUUCUCUGGAAGGUGGGUUUCAGCGAGACGGAGGGAUUUGCCACAAUCCGAGUUUACCCAAGAGCCUAUCGAAGCCAAGUUUUAGCUCUGGUGCGAGAGGUAGUGAGUCUGAUUUCAGUAAUCUUUCUCAAAGGUCUAGGUUUGAGGAGUUACCGGACACUUGGUACACUCAGUUUAUUUCAAGGUAUGGUUUUAAAUACGGGAUGUCUGUUGGAGGACAAGAAUCUGACAAACGCACACCUGAAGGGAUGUCUACUUACCUCAGAGUCGUGGAUAGUCAUAAGAGAAAGCGUGCACCUUUUUUAGAAGAUCGAAGUGUGAGAAGUUCGGUUCAUAUGAGUAGUAGUAGAUCGAGUGCACAUCCAAGCUCUGGCUUCGACGGAAGCACUUCGGAAGAUGAUAUACUGUUUCUUCCGGAGACAAUGUUUAGGAUGAACUGUGUACCCGAGACUGCGCUUUCGCCGAUUGCCAGAUCACAAGACAGCUUAAAGCCAGAGCUUUAUGGGGUACUUGAUACUCUACCGCAAGUUACUACAAGGAGUCAUGUUAUGGUCGAGAGGCUUGGGAUGAUGCCUGAGUACCUUAGGAUGGAAGAAAGAGGAGCUUUGCGCCGUCAAAAAGCUGAAAGUUUGGGUUUUAGUGACGAACAAGCUGCUCAGGUGUCUCGGAAAGUUGUCGCACGCAUGCUUCUGACAAUGGGGUUUGAAGGUGCAACGGAGGUUCCCAUUGAUGUCUUCUCUCAGUUGGUUAGCAGACAUAUCUGUAAAUUAGGCCGCAUUUUGAAGCUUCUUACUGACAGUUACAAAAAGGAGUAUUCAGCGAUGCAGUUGAUUAAGAUGUUCCUUAAUACUACUGGAUAUAGUAAUCUCGGGAGUUUAGCAGAGCUUGUUAAAGAUGGCACUAGGAAUCAUCCUCCCCAAAACCAGAAACAACCACAAGUGCUUCAGCAACAGUUACAUCUGCAGCAACAAGCUGCUUCGAUGCGGUUACCGCAACAAAUGCAGCGGCAAAUGCAUCCACAGAUGCAGCAAAUGGUUAAUCCCCAAACCUUUCAGCAGCAGCAACAGCUAGAAAGAAUGCGUAGGCGUCAAGUUACAUCACCGCGACCUAAUAUGGAAAUGGAAAAGGAUCGGCCUUUGGUUCAGGUAAAGCUUGAGAAUCCUUCUGAAAUGGCAGUAGAUGGAAAUGCCUUCAACCCAAUGAACCCAAGACACCAGCAACUCAGACAGCAACAGAUUGCUGCAAUGUCGAAUCUGCAACAACAACAACAACAACAACAGCCCGGCUAUAACCAAUUUAGACAAUUGGCUUCAAUGCAAAUUCCACAAAUGCAAACACCUACAACGGGAACGGUCAGGGCUCAACCAGUUAAGGUUGAAGGAUUCGAACAACUAAUGGGAGGGGACUCUUCUCUUAAGCAUGAGUCCGAUGAUAAGCUGAGAUCUCCACCUCCCAAAUAG
Molecule: messenger RNA, 1830 nt
Organism: Thlaspi arvense
Lineage: Eukaryota; Viridiplantae; Streptophyta; Magnoliopsida; Brassicales; Brassicaceae
Source: the annotation of a GenBank genome assembly